CAAUUUCUGGUCAUUUUGCAAAGGCGAUUUAUUCGUGUUGCAGUGAAAGCGGAUAAAAAGAUGCGAAGAAAAUUGCGCGUUUGUGCGUUUGUAAUAAUCGAUGUACUGUUUGCUGAACUCUGCACGUGCAUGCCGACGCCGCAGUUUUACAGCGGGAGUCCGGUGGUGGAGCUCCCUGGCGCUGCCAUCGCCGGGCGAGCCAGCCCGCGGGACAGCGGGGGAGCGGGGAUGGUGUACGUGCUGGUUGGUUUGGUCAGCCUCCCUCUGCUGGUCGCCGUGCUAUGGCUGCUGCGCCAGUUGUGGCGCAUGCUGGCCUCCUGCGCAGGCCGGGGCUGCCCCGCCACAGCGCGCUGCGCCAGUCGGCCCGACCAUGGCCUGGAGGAGGUCGUGAUCAUACCCGCCGACCACCAGUUGCACGGCUCAGUUCCUCAGGGCGUGCCGUCUUCUAGCAGUGCCCUGCUGCGUGAUGGGCCACUGGCAUCUUCCCAACAACAACACCAGUUCUCACCUGUUUCUCUGAUGGAAGAGAUGUUGCUUGCGUCGACUCGUGAACAGAUGCAGAGUGCAUCAACACCUGGUGACACACAACUGGUGACCUGCCACCAUCAAAUGCUCUUGUAUUCAACGGCUCCUCGAGUGGAAUGCGUUAAGGGAAUAUUCGCUGAUUACCAGUCUCCUAGCCGUCACACAGAAGAGACGGAAGUAGAGGCCACAUACGACCAGGAUCAAGCGGUGCUUUCUCCUCCGAUGCAGGAUUUGGAAGUGUUUUAUUUCCCUGAUGCCUUCGCUCCUCCCUAUGCCGACUGUGACAACACACAGUAUACCCAGGAGUUACGGCGGGAGUCCGGUGGUGGAGCUCCCUGGCGCUGCCAUCGCCGGGCGAGCCAGCCCGCGGGCCAGCGGGGGAGCGGGGGAGUCACAGAGACUGAGCUGACCCGCCUGCGCCCGUACUCGCCAUUUGCCAACAGCACUAUGGUGUACGUGCUGGUUGGUUUGGUCAGCCUCCCUCUGCUGGUCACCGUGCUGUGGCUGCUGCGCCAGUUGUGGCGCAUGCUGGCCUCCUGCGCAGGCCGGGGCUGCCCCGCCACAGCGCGCUGCGCCAGUCGGCCCGACCAUGGCCUGGAGGAGGUCGUGAUCAUACCCGCCGACCACCAGUUGCACGGCUCAGUUCCUCAGGGCAUGGUGUACGUGCUGGUUGGUUUGGUCAGCCUCCCUCUGCUGGUCACCGUGCUGUGGCUGCUGCGCCAGUUGUGGCGCAUGCUGGCCUCCUGCGCCGGCCGGGGCUGCCCCGCCACAGCGCGCUGCGCCAGUCGGCCCGACCAUGGCCUGGAGGAGGUCGUGAUCAUACCCGCCGACCACCAGUUGCACGGCUCAGUUCCUCAGGGCGUGCCGUCUUCUAGCAGUGCCCUGCUGCGUGAUGGCGGGAGUCCGGUGGUGGAGCUCCCUGGCGCUGCCAUCGCCGGGCGAGCCAGCCCGCGGGACAGCGGGGGAGCGGGGGUGAGUACUGAGCUGCUGGCCCCGGGACUCUGA
Messenger RNA from Bacillus rossius redtenbacheri, 1530 nucleotides. RefSeq lists its product as uncharacterized. The transcript is spliced from 8 exons. Lineage: Eukaryota; Metazoa; Arthropoda; Insecta; Phasmatodea; Bacillidae. The coding region runs from base 61 to 1530 and encodes 489 amino acids. The record is from RefSeq and is a predicted model, not a curated record.